Molecule: messenger RNA, 1091 nt
Organism: Lactuca sativa (garden lettuce)
Lineage: Eukaryota; Viridiplantae; Streptophyta; Magnoliopsida; Asterales; Asteraceae
Product: derlin-2.2
Source: RefSeq, a predicted model, not a curated record
AGACACUUUCUUUCAAAGCUUUUAAUCUUGCAGUACGUUGUGCAUCUCUACUUGUACGUCCCUCUCUCUAAAAUUUCCCAGAUCCGUCUGUUUCUCUCUCUAGAUUCUUCGAGUUCUUAUAUACACCGGAUCGCUGAUUGUCGAGAUUAGAAGUUGUUGAAGCUUGGUUUAGUGUUUUCUUGAAGAAAUCAGGGCUAAAAAUGGCGCAAGCUGUGGAGGAUUGGUACAAACAGAUGCCUAUUAUCACUCGUUCGUAUCUCACAGCUGCAAUUGUUACCACAAUCGGUUGUUCUCUUGAGAUCAUUUCCCCUUAUAACUUGUACUUGAAUCCCAGACUUGUUGUUAAGCAGUAUCAAAUCUGGCGAUUGAUCACCAAUUUCCUCUAUUUUCGCAAGAUGGAUUUGGACUUUCUGUUUCACAUGUUCUUUCUUGCUCGAUACUGCAAACUUCUAGAAGAAAAUUCUUUCAGGGGAAAGACUGCUGAUUUCUUUUAUAUGCUCUUAUUUGGUGCGACUGUUUUGACCACUAUUGUACUUGUUGGAGGGAUGAUACCUUACGUGUCAGAAUCUUUUGCCAAAAUAAUCUUCUUGAGCAAUUCACUGACUUUUAUGAUGGUUUAUGUUUGGAGCAAGCAAAACCCAUUCAUUCAUAUGAGCUUCUUGGGUCUCUUUACCUUCACAGCAGCUUACUUACCAUGGGUUUUAUUAGGCUUCUCUGUUCUUGUUGGAGCUAGUGCUUGGGUCGAUCUACUUGGAAUGAUUGCUGGCCAUGCCUACUAUUUUCUAGAAGACGUGUAUCCAAAAAUGACGGGACGCCGACCUUUAAAAACGCCUUCGUUCAUCAAGACACUAUUUGCUGACGAGGCGGUUGUGGUAGCACGGCCUCAAGAAGUGAGAUUUGCAGCACCACCCGUUGAAGAAAUGAGAAGAUGAUCAAGCAAGAUAUUAAAUGUUCUUUUUUCUAGAGGUGCUAUGCUAAUAUGUUAGCUUUAUACUUCUCAAAUUGCACAUAACUUGAUGUUUUGUAAGCUGUUUGUGUAAAGAAGAAAUAUUGAGAUUUAGUAGUAGUAUAUUCCUAUUAUUCUUUUUGAA